Molecule: messenger RNA, 1773 nt
Organism: Ilex paraguariensis (yerba mate)
Lineage: Eukaryota; Viridiplantae; Streptophyta; Magnoliopsida; Aquifoliales; Aquifoliaceae
Source: the annotation of a GenBank genome assembly
AUGCUGGUAGCCGCAAGAACGCCAGAAAACCAAGCCCACCGAGCCCAGGCGGUGUGGUACACACGCCUGAGCUCGGCCUUUCGGGCGGUGAUGGCAUGCACUAUAGUGGGCUGCACCACCCUCUAUGGUCCUCAGUCUCUCCGGACUCAACUUGCAUAUCCAGCUUUUUCCUACGUGACUGCCAUACUGAUUGUGUCCGACUCGACACUUGGUGACACCAUAAGGGGUUGCUGGCAUGCCCUGUAUGCUACAGUUCAGGUGGUGCCAGCUUCUAUAUUGUCCCUGUGGCUUGUGGGGCCUGCCUGGUUCUCGGCAGGCAGUGCCGCCCUAGGGGUGGCGGUGAGUGCUUUUGUGGUGGCGCUGCCGCAGUCCACACACUUGGUAUCUAAACGGAUUGCUUUCGGACAACUGGUUAUUGUGUAUGUAAGUGCUGUUAUACAUGGACAGCAAACUGGAGCCAUCAUUGACCCUGUUCGAGUUGCAUCGAGCACAGCCCUCGGGGCUGUGGCUUCCGUCGUGGCUUUGCUGCUGCCAUACCCACGGCUAUCCUAUUAUGAGGUCAGAAAGCUAUGCCGAUUAUAUGCUGAAAAUGCCUCAGAGAGGAUAUCUCUAUUUGUGAAGGCCUUCUCUGCCCAAGACAACUUGACUCCACUUGAGCUAAUCUCUCAGGGCAAGCCCUUAGCUGAAACAGGAGCCAAGCUUCUUGAAAACAUCGAACUCAUGCAGGAAGCUGUGCACUGGGAGAGAGUUCCUAUUAGACCUCAUUUCAUCAAUACAGGAGAUAGAUUGCAGGAGAUUGAAAUAUGGAUAAGAGGGAUGGAGAUGGCCCUAACUUCUGGCCCCUCCUUUCCCGUCAGCUUUAUUAAUGAUGAACUCAGGGAGGUUUUAGCGAGAAUAGAAGAACAACUUGGCCUAAAACUAGAGCAGGCUAAGUGCUUUCUGCCUUUAGAUGCAACUACAGCUCCAGAGACAAAGGGCGAAAAAUUAGACAUACCCCUCCAGCUCACUAAAACCAUCAUCCCAACUCACAAAGACCUACCUGCUUAUUUCUUCUUUUUCUGUAUAAAGUUCCUCCAACAUGACUCAACCAUCACUCAAAAUCCUGACCAUCUUUCAGAUAGCAGUUGGAAAACUAACACUGAAGAAUCAAGGAAUUCACAAGAAGAAGCUAAGAGUAACUUCGAAAGAAUCACCUGUGGCUGGAACUUGACACCAAGUAAUGAAAGACUUGUAUUUGCAAUCAAGUGUUCAUUUUCGCUGGGUCUGGCUGUGUUUUCCGGUCUGAUUUUCAACAAAGAAAAUGGGUACUGGGCAGGGCUCUCCAUUGCCAUCAGCUUCGCAACAGGAACACAACCAACAUUUACAGUUGCGAAUACACGAGCACAAGGGACAGCAAUGGGAUCAGUCUAUGGAGUUCUGGGUUGCUUCAUUUUUAAAAACUUUGCAGAGAUAAGGUUCCUACUGCUUCUGCCUUGGAUUAUUUUUACUAGUUUUUUAAGGCAUAGCCGGAUGUAUGGCCAAGCAGGCGGGAUUUCAGCAGUUUUAGGAGCACUACUGAUUUUAGGCAGAAAAAACUAUGGACCUGCGGAUGCAUUUGCCAUUGCAAGACUCACAGAGACCUUUAUCGGAUUAUUUUGGUUGAUCAUGGUAGAGCUUCUCAUCCAACCGAUGAGAGCCGCAACUCUGGUGAAAAAACAACUUUCUCUGAGCUUGGGGACACUUCAAGAUUGCAUAGAGCAAAUAGUUCCUCAUUCGAGCAAGGAAAAAAAUCCA